Electrophorus electricus (electric eel) is the source of this 2089-nucleotide messenger RNA. It is a transcript of the gene pigh, whose product is annotated as phosphatidylinositol glycan anchor biosynthesis, class H. Gene Ontology annotation, biological process: GPI anchor biosynthetic process. The record is from RefSeq and is a predicted model, not a curated record. Lineage: Eukaryota; Metazoa; Chordata; Actinopteri; Gymnotiformes; Gymnotidae. Gene Ontology annotation, cellular component: glycosylphosphatidylinositol-N-acetylglucosaminyltransferase (GPI-GnT) complex.
GAGUGGUAUUUUCUUGAUGUGUACUGAUGUUCAACAAGCCUUAAUUAUAGACACUUAUAUAUGUAUGUAUAGUUUAACGGAAAUUUAAUUGCAAUUAUAUUGUUUUAUGGCUACAUGCUUUGUUUUGUACAAACGUCAACAGCUAAUGAACCGGUGCUGCUAACUUAGCACGUCUUUUGUCAAGUUUUGCAAUUUUCCUGUCAGCCGGGCUGGCGUUUGCCGAGGCUGAUAUUGCCAACAUGGCUGAAAAGAAUGAGUUCACAGAUAUAAACGGGAAAGCAAUUUUAUUAGAUUGCCAAAAUUACUCCUCCUUUUGCAGAGAGUUUACUGUUAGCUCCCCAAAGGUGUCUUUAUGCAAGGUGAUUGUAUGCACCUGUUCCGUAUGGUUAUUCGCAUACGCCGUGUUUUUUGUCACAGAGAACACCGCCGUCCUGUCGAGCGCCAUCAUCAUUACGUUGGUGGGAAUGAUGAUGCACAUUCACCUGGUCAAAGUGGAGCACGAGACGCUCCUCAUAAUCGGCUCGCUGGGGGUGCAGUUGUCGACGUCUUAUGCCUCGGGGCGUGAAAGUACGACGUUCAUCGAAAUGAGCAGGAUCAAAGACAUCGUUAUCAACGAGGCAGUUUACAUGCAAAGUAUCAUAUACUACCUGUGCAUUCUGAUAAAGGACUCAGGAGACCCUAAUGGAAUCGCCAGCGUUGUCCCUCUUUUCCAGAGUUCAAAGCCAAGACUAAAUUGUCUGGUUCAGGUAUACAAAAGCUGCCAGGCGAUAAUUGCACAGACCCGAUGACACAAUGGUAAAGUCCAGUCCCCUGCUCUCGACAUUUAAAGUUCCUACCGACCAGCUGUAGGACUCCCCUUCAAGAUUCCUCUUGAACCUGGCCAUUUUUAACAUCUAAAUCAGUGCAGAUGACAUCUACAGUUUAAAAAUAACUUAUUCUUGAAAAGGAUUAAUUAAUUAUUAGUUAUUUGCUAGCCCAACUAUGAGAUUGAGACUGGAGAUUUAUUUUUCAUUAAAAAUACUUUAAAAUAUAUGUUGUUCUUAUGUUACACUUGAUAGAAAAUGUCAGGGUAAUUUUUAUGAGUGUCAUUUUACUUUAUACAUUUUAUAUUUUUACAGGCAUAUUAAAAUGCAAUACAAUUGUGAAAAUAAAGUAAAAGUCUCUUGUAUUCUAAUUAGUACAGUAAGGAAAUGUUUCUUGGAUUUUCAAAACAAACCGAAAUGAGUGUUAACCUUAGAUAUCCACUAGGGGGAAAUCAUGUGCCUCUUCUGUACUGAUUAGGAAUUAAAAUGGCAAGAAAAUGUUUCUAAACCCUUUGGAAUUAGCUAGAUUUCUGCAUGAUUUGCAUGUAAAUUGUGAUAAUAAAGGUGAUAAAGAUACAUAAUGACAAUGCAGAUGUCAUUGCACAGCAUCUUGUAUUCGUUCAAAUACAUGGUUUAAAGAACCACUAAUUGAUAAAGAUUUCCUUUGUGUUUUUACUCCAUAUGAGUUUCAGCAUUUUAAUACAUAAUAUUUCUUAAUUAAACUAUACAGGAUACAAAUCCCUCUUUGGACUUCUUGUGUUUGUGUUGAUAAAUUCCUUAGCGCAUUUUGUUACUUUAUGUUCCUGGCUUGUUUUUCAUACAACAAUAUUUGUGCUCCACUUACUGUGUAUUUUUAUUUACAAUGCGUGUAGGUUGGUCUGUCAGUGCACAUACUUUCGAAGGCAAAAAAACUCUUACUUUAUAUAGAAAAUAUUGUUUGAACAACUUAAAUGUGAUUGUGCACUUAGCCAUUGUAAAAUACAAAAUGUCUUCAGUUAGAAUUGCUUUGCUGUUAACUGAGUCCUAUGUUUUAGAUUGUUGUCAUGCUCUAUGACCCAACCUCUUGAGUAUCAGCUCAUGGGCUUCCUGAUAUUUUACAGUAUUUCCUCAUGCAUCUUGGAUUUCAUUGGUCUUUUAUUAUUAACUGCAAGUCAUCCACCUUAUGCUUCAUUAUGCUAGAAUGAAGUUUUAAAGUCUUAUGGUAUACAAUGUUUAUAUGUAUUAUCUCUAAAGGUAAUUCUAGGUAAAGCUGUGCUGUUUAUAGUACACUCUUGAACACCAAUGUU